UAAACUCCCACAUGUGAACGUCUGUGGACCGUGGUUCUUGACUUCUCCCCAGAGGAAACAUCUGGCCUCCCUCUUGUGCCUCCUGAGCUGACAGCAGUUUGAUCAAAGCCACUGGCUCAGUUCAGCAGGAACAGGAGUCUGCUCAACGCACAACAUGUUGUCGUCAUUGGUCUGUUUAGUCCCCAAAAGGUUCUUUUUUGUGGAUCUUGAGAUCCAGGUUGAAAAGGUUGAAAACUUAAGGCGACCGAGUGUUUGGACCCUGAAGCUCUGGAACGACCUGCCCGAGGAAAUCAGUCCAUCAGAGUCUGGGUUGUCGUUAAAAAACGUUUUAUCUGAGCUGUGUUUUUAAUUUCAAUUCCUUAACUGUUCUUUUCAUCGCUUCGCUGUAUUUCUUAUCGUGAAGCACUUUGCAACCGUUUUGAAACGUGCCAAAUAAAGUUUAACGUUAUCAUUUGAAUAUCAAGUAGCAGAUGAUGUGUGGAGAUGUCGUGAGGAAGUAAAGUACAGUGAUAAAAGCAAAAAUAAAUAUGGAUCUUGAUGAGUAUGACGCCCUACAGCAAUGUACAAAUGGUUUUAUAUGUUAUAUAUAUAUAUAUAUAAUAUAUAUAUAUAUAUAUAAUAUUAUGUAUAAGCACAUAUUCGACAUCUGUUUCAUAAGAUAAUUUUGUUUUUAUCAUAUAGGCUACAAAGGCAGCAGAACAGUGUCUGCUCCAUUGAGGAGUGGAUGGUUGUCCUCAAAUGCCCUCUGCUGGUGACGGUGAGGAGCUACAACUACACAACACUAACAUCUGGAUGAAUAUUUUUCCGUGAACGUGCUGCAUUUAACUUCGUUAAACAGGGAAUCAAAAACUAACCCCAGUUAUUCCCAAUUAUUAUAACGUUUUUAACAUAUAAACGAAAACGCAAACGUGCAGUACCACCGCAUCUCCGCCAGAGGGCAGACGCGCUCACCACAAGUCCAACAGGCGUGGAGCAAAUCACACGAAGAAGAAAAAACGAGGAAGUACAACAACAGCAGAACUUGUUCACCUCAAAAAGGCAAAAACGACUUCCGCUGAACAGUUGCCGCCACAGACAUGUCGAGCAGGGGGACGUUCGAGGGCCGCGUGUGCGCCGUGAUGGAGGCCCUGGUGGCGGCGGCGGUGGCGGAGCUCCGCAGGCUGCUGGCGGGGGAGUGCGGGGCCGGCGGGGCCCGCGACGCGGCGGUGAAGAGCGAGGAGGAGGAGAGCGACGUGACUCCGCCACCGGAGCGGCGCUCUGAUGACGCCACGACGAAGCGUUUUGCGGCGCUCAUGGAAGCGUGGACCAAAGAUGCGGUUGAGAAAAUAUUGACGGCGUUGAAAGUUUCCGAAGCGUCUGAAGUUGUUCCUGUGCUGAACGACAAGACGAAGAAGACCAGCGUGAUGAAGAAAGCCGGGCAAGGGGCCAGGGCUAAAAAGCAAUCAGCAGCCAGAAGAAAGAAAAUGGACCAUAUGUAUUACAGAGCCACACACAAAGACGUCAGGGAGGAGGAUGCGGACGCUUCGACCGCCACACCCAAGACCGAAAAGAAGAAGAAGAAGAAGACGUCGACGACGACGACCGGGCCGUUCAAAUGUCCGUCGUGCGACAAGCCGUUUGCUCUGAAGUGUCUGAUGGAGAGGCACUACCAGACCCACUCCAAGCCUCACCUUUGCCCGGAGUGUGGCAAACGUUUCGCCACCAUCCGGGGGCUCGUCGGCCACUCGAGGCGUCACACGGGAGAGAAGCUUUACAAGUGCUCCGACUGCGGCACGGAGUUUGCUCACAAGUCCACCUUCGCGAGACACGAGCGUCAGCACUGCGUGAAGAACCUGAGCGUCCACGUGUGCACGUUUUGUGAGGGUUCGUUCGCCGGGGUGCUGGCGUUUCAGCGCCACAGGUGCUGGGCCCUGGAGAAGACCUUCGUCUGCUCCCUUUGCCCAGAGACGUUCGAGAGCAGGGAGCGCUUGGCCGAUCACGAGCAUCAGCAUCCCGGAGCCAGAGACUUUGUCUGCGAAAUGUGUGGCGAGACCUUCCUCUCGUCCUCGUCCUUGGCCACGCACCGCGUGACUCACGCGCGGAGGGACACCUGCUGUGACGAGCUCGGCCUCGGCUGCAGCGACGCGAGCGUCCUCAAGAUCCACCUGAGCAAGCACACCGGGGAAAAGCUCUUCCCCUGCGAGGUGUGCGGCAAAGGCUGCAGCCACCGCAGCGCCCUGAAGCACCACAUGCUGACCCACACGGGCGAGAGGCCGUUCGUCUGCGACACCUGCGGCAAGCGCUGCGGCCACGCCAGCGCGCUGCAGAACCACAUGAGGGUCCACACGGGGAGGAAGCCGGGGCAGCCGCCGGUCUGCUGCGUGUGCGGGAAAACGUUCCGCAGCGCCGUCAACCUGAAGUACCACAUGAGCGUGCACACGGGCGAGAAGCCCUACGCCUGCGACCGCUGCGACAAAAAGUUCAGCAACCCCAGCAACCUCAAGGUGCACGCGACCAUCCACUCGGGGGAGAAGAUGUACGGCUGCAACGUCUGCGGCAAGAGGUUCACUCAGGCGUUCAGCCUCAAGCUGCACCGACGCAUCCACACGGGGGAACGGCCGUAUCGCUGCACGGUCUGCGGGAAAGAGUUCAUAAACGGCGGCGACUUCAGGAAGCAUCAGAGGGGCCACCAGCCCGAGGAGGCGGGAGGCGGACGGCCUGAAAAAAACUAAACUGAGCACUGAUACUGUAUUUUCAGACAGAGGUGUCUAUCACUACUUGUGUUUCAUGACAGAUCAAUCAGCAGGUCUGUGAGAUAAAAUGUCAUAAGCAACGGUUUUGUUCAGUUUCUCUCUUUAUAACCACGUUUCAGGCUCCCCACCAGAGUUUUAGAAAUACUGGCUGCAGGAUUACUGAGGUCCGGCGCUGAUGUUCCGACGCACGGUCCGAGUUCCAGUUCAUCCCGAAGGUGCUGGGUGGGGUUGAGGUUUCACAUGUGAAGAACAAAGGAGUUAUUUUUGUUAAUAUAUAUCAACACGCCAACUCGCUCGCUGUGAAUUUUCCAGAGAUUUUCCUUCUGUAAUCAUCACAUGGGCUCACUCAGAAAUUUCCCCAAAAAUUGACUGUGGGGGGCUGGCAGUAAAAAUGUUCCGUUGCAACAUUUGUGGAUAUCUUUCGUUCAGAAAGAUAUCCAGAAAAAAAUGUCCGGCUUUCAGUGCAUGUCUGAAAGCGGCUUACGAAAAACACAAAGAGUGAGAGUCCACACAAUUAUGGCCCUUAUAGAUCAUUGUAACUGGUGACAUUGGACUUGAAAUGUGUCUUUUAUUAUGGAAAAUAAAGUAAUUCAGCUUUUCCU
Scophthalmus maximus (turbot) is the source of this 3334-nucleotide messenger RNA. RefSeq names its product oocyte zinc finger protein XlCOF6-like. Gene Ontology annotation, cellular component: nucleus. The transcript has 4 exons. The coding region runs from base 1077 to 2711 and encodes 544 amino acids. Gene Ontology annotation, biological process: regulation of DNA-templated transcription. Lineage: Eukaryota; Metazoa; Chordata; Actinopteri; Pleuronectiformes; Scophthalmidae. The record is from RefSeq and is a predicted model, not a curated record. Gene Ontology annotation, molecular function: DNA-binding transcription factor activity, RNA polymerase II-specific; RNA polymerase II cis-regulatory region sequence-specific DNA binding.